Molecule: messenger RNA, 1111 nt
Organism: Rhagoletis pomonella (apple maggot)
Lineage: Eukaryota; Metazoa; Arthropoda; Insecta; Diptera; Tephritidae
Product: glycine-rich cell wall structural protein 1.8
Exons: 2
Coding region: 72-551 (159 amino acids)
Source: RefSeq, a predicted model, not a curated record
AAAAAGCGAGCAAAAGUCGCCUGGGCUGCGUCAGGUUUGUUUAGUCGACUAGUGUCAGUGUUAGCGGGAAGAUGAAACCAAGUUUAAAGCUCAGACAGGCGGGUGUGAUUCUAUUGGCAUUGAAUUGCGUCUUAUUUUGCUCAGCGCAAGGUGGUCGAGGUGGGGCUGGUGGUUGGGCGGGAGCGUCGGGUUCGCCAGGAGCACCCGGUAUGCCGGGAGCGCCUGGUACCAGUGAUUACGGAUUUGGCUAUGGCGGUGUGGAUAGCCGCGGCAAUACCUAUGGCGGUGCCGGCGGCAAUGGUGGCUACUACGUAGGCGGCAUAGAUGACCAGGGACGUCGCUUUGCGUAUAGUGGCGGUGCCGGAGGCAUGCCUGGAAUGCCAGGUGCGCCUGGCGGCUAUCCGGUGGCACCAGGUAGCUAUCCUAAUACCCGCGGGUAUCCUGACUACUACGAUCAGCGUUACCGAUCGUCAGCGAAUGCGAAGUUCACACAAAUGAAUUCACUCUGGCUGCUCAUUCUGCCCAUCGCUAUGCUUACGAGGUUUUUAUAAAACAAAAACCAUUGUAAAGUUACAUAUAUUGUAUUUCAUCGAUUCAUUUUUAUUGUAUGUAUUAUUUACUAGCUGAUCGCACUAGAUUAUAAAGUAUACUAUGUACCUACAACAGUGUCUAGUAUCUAUGUAUUAUCUAGAUAUAUGUAGUAUUAUCAUAGAAAUAAAAAAAAAGUAUAUAAUUGCAUCGUAAAUUUUUAAGGUCUGUAAUUAGUGUCAUUCCCGAUGCUUCUCACGCGAGAUUGAUGACAUCACGACAAAUUGCUCCGCCCUGCUCACGUACACAGCGAGUGUACAUACAUAUGUAUGUAAUAAGUAGGAGUUGUGACCUUACGUAUGUUCAAUUUAUUUGCAUUUGGUAUGACAACUCUUGGCCCAGCCAGGUAGCUUUUUCGUCGAGCGUGAAACAUCAAGCCACUGUUUGACCGUCAAAUAUUGAGCGUGUGGGCUGUUGCGGCGGCAUAUGGGUUGAUUGUUUUCGUAUUGCAAGCGCUAAUUGGCGCACAGACAAUAGGGACAAGAAAUCGUGGAAACAUUUCGUGGCUGAGGUUUUUUUUUUU